This is a messenger RNA of Emiliania huxleyi CCMP1516, 1512 nucleotides long. RefSeq lists its product as hypothetical. NCBI's taxonomy places the organism in Eukaryota, Haptophyta, Isochrysidales, Noelaerhabdaceae. The transcript has a single exon. Bases 1 to 1512 code for a protein of 503 amino acids. The record is from RefSeq and is a predicted model, not a curated record.
AUGGCGUGCGCCCAGGACACUGUGCGCGGUGUCUGGUGGGACCAGCGCUGCCCCACCAACACUGACGCGCUGCAGGUUGCAACCGAGGCAUUGCUCGACGCGGCAGACACCAUGGCCAGCUCAGGCCUGGUCGAAGCUGGCUUCUCGCUGCUCGCGAUGCCAGCGUGCCGCCUGCUCCAGCACCCGUCACACCGGGAGGCCAUCGCACGCUACUUUGCGGAGCGUGGCAUGAGCCUGCUGUUUGCGGCGGCCGUGAUUGACGAUCCAGGCGCGUCCUCCUCCUCGGAUUUUGUGAUGAUUGGCGCGGACCGCUCGCUGCGACUGGACACGCGGAGGCGGCGCGGUGCGCUGAGCGACGCGCAAGCGCGCGGGGGGGGGCUGCCAGCCGAGGCUCCGGGCUCGUGCGCGCAGCUCUACCUCCAGCGCUUGGCGAGCCUCUCAGGCCUCGGCGGUUGGAAUGACCCGCGCACGCACCUGCCGCCGCGACUCAACCGGACGCACAUGGCGUCGAGCGCGCUUCCCUUUGGGCCGCCCCUCGAGGUCCACCCCAGCGAGUUCCGCUCGCACUUUGCCCUCGCCUGCAUCCGCGGCGCGCCACUUGUGCUCUCCGUGCCGCCCCACCGUAUGCAAGGAGACAUGCUCAACAUCGUGACAGACCCGCUCGCGCUGGCGGUACAGACGGCGAACGGCGGGGUUCGGCCGGAGCGCAUUGAUGUGCCCGCGCGGGCGCAUGGCUCGCGCUUCGCUGUGCACGUGCGGCUGGAGGGCUGGGUGCGCCGCUCCACGGACGGAGUGUCGGCGGUGCUGCUGCUGAUCAACCACGACGAGCGCCCGGCGACGGCCGAGAUCCCGUGGCACGCGCUUCGAACGCGUCCGCUUGCGCAAGCGUCUAUCUUUGAUGAGGGCGGGACGAGCGACCUUCAGGCGGGCGCGUGGGCGCGUUUCGCCUUUUCUCGCCGGCGGAGGCCGCAACAUGAGCUCUCGCAUGCGACCGUGCCGCCCGGGGACUGCGUACUUCUCGUCGUGGGGCACGACGAUGCGACCUCGCAGGUGGCGGGCGCGGACGGGGCGUCUCACCCAGAGAGGUUAGCGCCGGCGAGGAAGCCACGGCUUGCGGACGCACGGGACGGCCAGGGCGGCCGUGCAGUGCGCGCCCCUCAGCGAUCGCACGCGCAGUUGGUCGCGUGCGCGGCGGCCGUGGCGCUUCUUCUUGUGAUUCUCGUCGCGACUGGUCGCCGCGCGAGUAGCACGAGGCAGCGGAGGUCAACUCCACGGGUCAAGCGGCGGCGGGAGCAGCAGCGCUUCGGUCCCGACGUUGACCCAGAUCUCCUCGACUAUCCCGCGUUGCUGUGCGACGCUGCAGGCACGAUGGCCUCCAGAAAAGGAUACUCCUUCGCGUCCAGCUCUUCCCUUCGAACCAGCUGCCCAGACCGCGUUGGCGGACUUCAAGGACUCCAGAGCCCUCCGUCAGAGCGAGGAACGGCGUCGCACAACACCUCCCUCUUGAUUUGA